AUGGUAUUAGCUAUUGUUGUUUAUACAGAAUGGAUACUUUGUUCGAGUUUUGGACCAAGUGUCGCUCAAUCAUGUCUACUUAGUUUACUCACAAAUAUUUAUAUUGAUUUACAAUUAUCACAAACACAUUCGUUUAACAUAAGUCCUGAGCCAGAUUAUUCAGUCAAACAAAGCACAACUACUAUUGUUGUUUAUGAUUUACAUAAUGAAAAACAAAAAGGUAUAACAUUCUCCAUGAGUUGUAAUUAA
Molecule: messenger RNA, 249 nt
Organism: Rotaria sp. Silwood2
Lineage: Eukaryota; Metazoa; Rotifera; Eurotatoria; Philodinida; Philodinidae
Source: the annotation of a GenBank genome assembly